AUGGAUCAUUUUGGUGUUAUUACAAUUCUGUUUAAUCCCAUGAAAUACAGAUCACGCUAUGAAUGGUACCAUCGAUUUGAUGAACAUAUGUCCCGUUCAAAUGUGACAUUGUUGACAGUUGAAUGUAUAUUUGAUUGUGCAGAUGGGUUAGAUUUACCGCAACAAAAAUUCGAAAUUACACGUCCAAAUGAUUCUCGACAUUUGCAAAUUCGAGCACCGUCGGUCUUAUGGUUGAAAGAAAAUCUGAUUAAUAUUGCGGUGAAGCGUCUUCCAGCUUUUGUUGAAUAUGUCGCUUGGAUAGAUUGCGAUAUCGAAUUUGAGCGUCUAGAUUGGGCUCAAAUAACCAUUCAUCAGUUACAACAGUAUUCUGUCGUUCAACUUUUUGAUAUAGCAUAUUUUCUUGGUCCUGGUGGUAAAAACGACGUUCUUCGGGAGGAUUAUUCGUUCGUUUAUGCUUACCGUCACGAUCAGCCAUUAGAUGCUCGACGAUCUUCAACGUGUCUGUUUCAUCCGGGUUACGGUUGGGCAAUGCGUCGUAGCGUAUUCGAGAACAUGGGUGGCCUUCUCGAAUUUGCUGUGCUUGGAUCAGGAGAUCUUCAUUUCGCUUAUGCUCUGAUUAAUCGCAUCGAUGAAACGAUUCCAUACAGUGUACAUGAUGAUUAUCGAUCCUUAGCAAGAAUCUGGGGUCAACGAGUUGCUCAAUUAGUCGGAAAUGGAUCUUCUGUUGGUUAUUUACCUAUACAUAUUCGGCAUUACUGGCAUGGAAGUCGUGAAAAUCGUGGCUAUUUCGAACGAUGGUCCAUCUUAGAAGAACAUCAAUAUUCACCAUUGAGAGAUCUCGAGAAGAAUGAUUAUCUAGCUUUGAUUCGUUUGAACGCACACCUUCGUAAGGUAUCAGCCGACGAUGCCAAGCGAUUGAGUUCAUUUGAGAAAGCAAUUGUAGCCUAUUUUCGAUCGCGAGACGAGGAUAGCUUAGAGAAAACAAUACCGUCGGUAAAUAAUCCAAAUACGAAAUCGUCUCUAUCCAACACUCUACCACCACCUCGAAUAAAAGAUGUCGAUCAAGCAUCUGACGAAUAUCAUGAAUAUACUCUAUUGGAAAAUAUGCGCUCUGGACACGUAGUUAAUCAACCGAAUGCAACUUCUGUAUCUAACACACCUCAAUUUUAUUACCGUCAAUCGUUAAAUACAGACCAUCCUUCUGGGUAUCAUAAUCAUGGUUUUCACAGUGAUUACACACAUUCUGCUCGGCAGAAUCUAGUUUCUGAGCUUGCAUCAAUGACUGAAGUUUCGUUUUGA
Molecule: messenger RNA, 1299 nt
Organism: Adineta ricciae
Lineage: Eukaryota; Metazoa; Rotifera; Eurotatoria; Adinetida; Adinetidae
Source: the annotation of a GenBank genome assembly